CGCCUCUGGGGUUAAGUUUGGAUCGAGCGGCGAGGUUGGUCAACCCCGCGGCUCGGCCCAUUGCAUUCUCUGCUCACCGCCUUCCGGCGAGGAUUCCCGGAUUUUCUGAGAGUUUGCGGCGUCGUUUCUACAAAUCCGAUAAUUUGAUCCGAACGCAAGUUCCUGUUUCGCGGGAUCGGAGUUACUGGUGCCAAAAGGAACGGUUCUUGAUCGAAAAGUCCUUUCUUUUUGUCUUACUUCGGUGUUCUUGGGCCAUAUUGGAGCGCAACAAGGACACCUUUCUCUGCGACGCCACGUGAAAUCCAUGGGAAGCAACGUAUUUUUCGUCUGAAAUUUGUUGACUGGGUGAGAAAAUCUUGUAUCCUUCUGGCGCUGUGAUGAUUACGGCAGCCUCUGGAUCUGAAAGUUCCCUUCUUGUAGCCUAAUUUCAUGGUUCGUGUUCGUUUGGAUCUUAACAAGGAAACCCAUCUGAGUGAGCUCAAACAAGAACCGUGAGAAACGAUACCUUUAGGCAUUUAUUGGAAGUUGUCUGUGGAGAUCUUGACAAAGAGGAGCAAAAAUUGGUUGAAUGGUGUCUCCAUUAUCUUCCCUAGUGUACGACGAUGCGGAGGGCAUGGAAGAAAAUAUUAGGUUAGCUGGAGAGGGCGUGAAGCAGAAGGAAGCCCCUGAUGAAGAUUUCCAAGAUUCCAAUGGAGGGUGUCGGUAUCCGAAUUGGUCUCCUUUGCGCUGGUUCAGAAUGCUUGCGGAGGAGAUGCACUGGAGCUUUGUAUUUGGAGUCAUCACAGUGUAUGGAAUCAGCCAGGGGUUUGGCGGCGCCAUUGCUAAGGUUGCCACGGAUUACUACUGGAAGGAUGUCCAGAUGGUGCAGCCUUCGGCCGCGCAGGUCUACCAUGGAAUCAUUUCGAUUCCUUGGAUCGUCAAGCCUCUCUGGGGUCUUCUUACUGACGUACUUCCCAUCGCUGGGUAUAGGAGGCGACCCUACUUUAUCUUAUCAGGUCUUCUGGGAAUUAUAUCGAUGCUCACUCUAGCUCUGCAUAGCAAACUCCAUGUUGUGUUUGCUUUGCUGGCGAUAACCGCAGGAAGUGCAAGUGUGGCAAUAGCAGAUGUGACUAUAGAUGCUUGUGUUGCACAGAACAGUAUAAACCAUCCUUUCCUUGCUUCUGAUAUGCAAAGCUUGUGUGGAUUAAGUUCAUCUAUUGGACGACUUUUGGGUUAUUCCAUCAGUGGCCUACUGGUUCAUGCACUUGGUUCUCAGGGGGUAUUUGGCGUGCUUAGCAUCCCUUCAGCACUUGUACUCUCUGUUGGAAUGGUACUAAAGGACAUGCACAUACCAAACUUUGCUUAUGGACAGGUCUUCGAAAAGUUACAGCAAGCCAGCCGAACAAUGUGGACAACUUUACAAUCCCCUUAUGUUUGGAGACCAUGUGUAUACAUGUACGUGUCUCUUGCUUUAAGCUUGAAUAUCCACGAAGGAAUGUUUUAUUGGUACACAGAUAAAAAAUCAGGCCCAUCCUUCUCUCAGGAAACGAUUGGCUUUAUCUUUUCCUUUGCCUCUGUGGGUUCUCUCCUUGGAGUGCUACUGUACCAAAACAUUCUGAAGGAAUAUCCCUUCCGCCAGUUGCUCUUUUGGAGUCAGUUGCUUACUGGUCUUGCUGGAAUGUUGGACUUAGCUUUGGUACUUCGUUUAAACUUGAAGAUUGGAUUGCCUGAUUAUUUCUUUGCCGUGAUCGAUGAGAGUGUUUCACACUUGAUUGGCCGUAUCAAGUGGAUGCCACUUCUUGUGCUGAGUUCCAAGCUUUGUCCUUCUGGCAUCGAGGGCACCUUUUUUGCCCUGCUCAUGUCCAUUGAUAACUUCGGCUUACUCACAUCGUCCUGGGCUGGUGGUCUACUACUUCAUUUGCUAAAAGUUACACGAACAGAAUUCAGUAAUCUUUGGGCUGCCAUAUUGAUUAGGAACAUAAUGCGAGUAAUACCAUUAGUUCUGUUGUUUUUAGUACCCAUAAGUGAUCAAAAUUCUACGCUUCUUCCUGCUGACUUGCUUAAUGGAAAUGAUAAUAUGGAAGCUCACGAAAGAGACAUAGAUGACAUCAAAAAUAUUGAACUGGUUUCUCUUGUUGACCAAAUCCGAUAUUGAGUGGAAGAAUGUACACAUGCCAAAUUUGGAGGGCUGUUGUAGGUUUGAUUUAUUUGAAGACUUUUUUAUUUAUUGCUCAGUUGAGCCAAGAAGUCCAUAUAUUUGACAGGAAGAAGAAGAUGUUGAUUCUCUUGUGGUAUCCAUAAAAUGAUAAUUGAUAGGGCAUCCAGAAGAAAGGGUCAGUUUAUUCAAUAUUCAUCUUAUUAAUAGAAGUCAAGAUCCAGAAGUGAGAUUGUAAGGUCUUCAUUCUUCGAAUAUUUGUUACAUUCAGUAUGCAAUAUACUCAUGAGUAGGGAUUGUAAUGCCGAAAAAUGUAAGGGCAUUUUUCUUUACAUCUUUCACUUAAGACUGCUGUUAUUGUUGUUGUAUCUUGUAACGGUGUGUAUUUUGUUUCCUUGAUCUAAUUAAAUGGUGGUUAACAACAAGA
Molecule: messenger RNA, 2561 nt
Organism: Musa acuminata AAA Group (dessert banana)
Lineage: Eukaryota; Viridiplantae; Streptophyta; Magnoliopsida; Zingiberales; Musaceae
Product: probable folate-biopterin transporter 2
Exons: 6
Coding region: 569-2134 (521 amino acids)
Cellular component (GO): membrane
Source: RefSeq, a predicted model, not a curated record